AUGGAGUUCAGGGAUUCUGAGACCCCCGAGGACGGGGAUUCAGAGGAGGACACCGCCACAGCCCUACAGAGGCUGGUGGAGCUGACGGCCACCAGGGUGACUCCUCUGCGGAGCCUGAGCACCCAGUACCGCCUCAUCCGGAAGCUGGGCUCGGGCUGCUAUGGGCGCGUGCUCCUGGCAAGGCCUCGCCUCGGGGGUCCCCUGGUGGCCCUGAAGCUGCUGCGGAGGGACAUGGUGCUCAGGACAAGCUUCUUGCGGGAGUUCUGCGUGGGCCGUUGUGUCUCUUCACACCCAGGCCUGCUGCGCACCUUCGCCGGGCCCCUGCAGACACCCCAACAUUUCGCCUUCAGCCAGGAGUAUGCACCCUGUGGAGACCUCAGCGGGAUGCUCCAGGAGAGGGGCCUCCCGGAGCUGUUGGUGAAGCGGGUGGCAGCCCAGCUGGCCGGAGCCCUGGACUUCCUCCAUGGUCGGGGGCUGGUCCACGCAGAUGUCAAGCCGGACAAUGUGCUGGUGUUUGACUCUAGCUGCAACCGUGUGGCCCUGGGUGACCUGGGCCUGACCCGGCCCGAGGGCAGCCCAACACCUGCCCCAACGGUGCCCCUGCCCACUGCACCACCUGAGCUCUGCCUGCUACUGCCACCUGACACCCUGCCUCUGCGGCCAGCCCUGGACUCCUGGGGCCUUGGGGUGCUGCUCUUUUGUACAGCCACCGCCUGCUUCCCCUGGGAUGUGGCCCUGGCCCCUGACCCUGAGUUUGAGGCCUUUGUUGGCUGGGCAGCUGCCAGGCCCCGGCCUCCUCGACCCCCACCGCCUUGGGACCAGUUUGCGCCACCAGCUCUAACCCUAUUCCGGGGGCUUCUGGACCUGGAUCCAGAGACGAGGAGCCCACCAUUGGCUGUCCUGGAUGCCCUGGGGGACGACUGGGGGCUGGACGGAGACAGGGAGGAAGUCAGCGGCCCAGGGGCUGUGUGCUGUGAGGAUGAGGAGGAAGAGGAAGGAGAGGGGGGAUCCAGCUUGGAGGAAUGGACAGACAAGGAAGAGGAGGAGAAAGGAGGA
This is a messenger RNA of Ochotona curzoniae (black-lipped pika), 1056 nucleotides long. It is a transcript of the gene SBK3, whose product is annotated as SH3 domain binding kinase family member 3. Gene Ontology annotation, molecular function: protein serine/threonine kinase activity; ATP binding. Gene Ontology annotation, biological process: peptidyl-threonine phosphorylation; peptidyl-serine phosphorylation. The record is from RefSeq and is a predicted model, not a curated record. Lineage: Eukaryota; Metazoa; Chordata; Mammalia; Lagomorpha; Ochotonidae.